Molecule: messenger RNA, 2711 nt
Organism: Trifolium pratense (red clover)
Lineage: Eukaryota; Viridiplantae; Streptophyta; Magnoliopsida; Fabales; Fabaceae
Product: probable methyltransferase PMT24
Exons: 9
Coding region: 308-2527 (739 amino acids)
Cellular component (GO): trans-Golgi network; endosome; cytoplasm
Molecular function (GO): methyltransferase activity
Source: RefSeq, a predicted model, not a curated record
AUUACACCGUAUUAUUAUUAAUAUUGUUAAUUGUCUGUAAGCAAGCCCACAGAAAAACAUCAAUUUACAGAGCACCAUUGCUGUCACAAAUGAUAUUCAAUUCAAGCACAACACAACCCACACACACUAACUGUUUCUCAUCGAUUCAUCAUGUUUUAGUGUUUUACCCAAACUCCUUGAUCUUUUAGCUAGCACACACAUCAACAAAGUAUUCUCCUUGAUUCAUUCAUUCAUUCUCAGAUGUGCUCUACUGGGUUGUAUGACAGAUGAAGGUGUAUUUAUCUUGAAAUAGAAGAAACUAAGAAGCAUGGCGCCGGGGAAGAAUUCCCGAGGGGGCGAGGGGAGGAACUCAUCAAGCUACUGUUCAACAGUUCCAAUAGCUGUGUUUGUUGCAUUUUGUUUAGUUGGUAUAUGGAUUGCAAUGUCAUCCAUUGUUCCGAUUCAGGAUUCAGUCAUGGAGGUACCCGAGACAAUUAAUGAGGUGAAAAAUAUAGCUAAUCAAACUGGUUCUAGGCAAUUUGAAGAUAAGUUAGGCGAUAUACCACCAGAGGAAUCAGCAAGGAGAGAUAGCCAAACCCCAAGUCCUCAGAGCGAAAGCCAUUCAGAAUCUGUAGAAAUAGGAGCACCGAAUGGUCAAAUUGAUGAUAAUCAACUCAGAGGAUUGACGAAAACUUUGGAUGAAAGUAAAUCUGACAAGAACUUAGAUGAUAGCAAAUUAGGGACAGAAAAUAAUGUCGGUGAAGUCACACAACAAGACGAGACUUUCGGUGAGACUAAGGUGGAGGAAAUCAAGAAAAAUCUGGAUUCAGAGACAAACCAAAGUACUGGAGAUAGUAACGUGGAAAGCCAUGAAACUUCAAAAGAAGAAACUUCAAGUGAAUCGCAGAAGUCUUCAAUCUCUAUUGAUGAUAGCAGCAAAUACGACUGGAAACUAUGUAAUACAACUUCGGGAUCCGAAUACAUCCCUUGUCUUGACAAUUGGAAAGCAAUUAGAAAACUCCCAAGCAUAAGUCACUAUGAACAUCGAGAGAGGCAUUGUCCAGAUGAAGUUUCUACUUGUCUUGUCUCUCUUCCGGAGGGCUAUAGAAGCCCAAUUAGGUGGCCCAAAAGCAGGGAAAUGAUAUGGUACAACAAUGCUCCUCAUACAAAGCUUGUAGAAUCUAAGGGUCAUCAAAACUGGAUCAAAGUUUCUGGUGAAUACCUUAGUUUUCCUGGUGGUGGAACUCAAUUUAAGCAUGGUGCUCUUCAUUACAUUGAAUUCAUUCAGAAAUCUCUUCCUAAUAUUGCGUGGGGGAAGAGAAGUCGUGUGAUAUUGGACGUUGGAUGUGGUGUAGCGAGCUUUGGUGGCUAUUUGUUUGAAAAAGAUGUUCUGACUAUGUCAUUUGCUCCUAAAGAUGUGCAUGAGGCGCAAGUUCAAUUUGCACUCGAAAGGGGUAUUCCUGCAAUUUUAGGCGUCAUGGGCACCAAAAGAUUACCAUUCCCUGGUUCUGUCUUUGAUCUUCUCCACUGUGCUCGUUGUAGAGUCCCUUGGCACAUAGAAGGUGGCAAACUACUCUUAGAGCUGAACCGUGUCUUGCGGCCUGGUGGUUACUUUGUAUGGUCUGCUACUCCGGUGUAUCAAAAGGAUCCAGAAAAUGUUGGGAUUUGGAAAGACAUGCGUACAAUUACAAAGUCAAUGUGCUGGGAUCUGGUGGUUAUUGCAAAAGACAAAUUGAAUGGAGUGGCAGCCGCAAUAUAUAGAAAACCAACCGACAAUGAAUGCUACGAGAGAAGACUAAAAAAUGAACCGCCAAUGUGUAGUGAAUCCGAUGAUCCAAAUGCAGCCUGGAAUGUAUCACUACAAGAUUGUAUGCACAAAGUGCCAUUAGGUGCAUCAGAGCGUGGAACAAUCUGGCCGGAGCAAUGGCCGCUGAGGUUGGAGAAACCACCUUACUGGUUAAACUCUCAGACCGGCGUUAAUGGAAGAGAUGCUUCGGUGGAAUUCACCGCCGACUACAAGCAUUGGAAAGUUGUUAUUUCACAUUCAUAUUUGAAUGGAAUGGGAAUCAAUUGGUCUUCAGUAAGAAAUGUCAUGGACAUGAGAGCUCUUUAUGGAGGAUUUGCCGCGGCACUUAAAGCGUUGAAAUUUAAUGUUUGGGUAAUGAAUGUGGUUCCAAUUGAUUCUCCAGACACAUUGCCUCUAAUAUAUGAGCGUGGAUUAUUCGGUAUUUAUCAUGAUUGGUGUGAGUCGUUUAGUACCUAUCCUCGAUCUUAUGAUCUUCUCCAUGCUGAUUCUUUAUUCUCAACAAUUAAAGAAAGGUGCAAUAUAGUGGCAGUGAUUGCAGAAGUUGAUAGAAUGUUGAGACCAGAAGGAUAUUUGAUAAUAAGAGACAAUGAAGAAAUAAUUGGUGAGAUAGAAAACAUGGCAAAAUCUCUACAUUGGGAUAUUCGGUCGAGUUAUGCAAAAAAUGGGGAGGGUUUACUUUGUCUUCAGAAGACAUUUUGGAGACCAACAGAGGUUGAAACUAUUGUGUCAGCCAUUGCCUAAUUUAUGAUGCUUCAGCUUCACUUUCCCAUUCAUUGUUUUGGUAGAAUGUGUAGUGUAUUUUUCUUAUUCUUCACUUUCUAUGCUUGUAUUAUUGAAGAAUGUCACUCUCACUUGUACAACCCUAUGUAAUGUAAUAUUUAUUUAUUAUUUUAAAUGUAAAUAACUUGGUUGUUUACAAAAUGUA